CAGGCCCGACGAGCAGGAGCGCAGGAGAGGCUCCCGAGGACUUUAAAGUGUGGGGAAGGGAUAUUCGCGAGUCGUGGGCGUGUUUGAGUCGUGUGGGAGUGAACGAGUGUGGGCGAAGGACCUCCGCUCCUCCUCUCCUUCUGCUCCUCCUCCACUCCUCCUGCUGGGCUGCUCGGAUCCUGUGAGAUAAACAUACAAGAUGCGGUGGUUAGGCCUGAGCAUCGUGUUGGUCAUAGCCACCCUCUCAUGGGCUACACAGGAGUGCAAGAACAAACCAACGUGUUCGGAAUGUAUUCAGACACCCAACUGCAUGUGGUGUGGGAAACCUGGGAAUUUCACAAACGAUAAUGGCAAAGGACUGUCAAGGUGCAUCAAGCGAACUGACGAAUUAGCUUCUGAGUGGCGUGUACAGUGUGGCAGUCUGUACAUCGAUGAACCUGGCAACUACUAUGAAAACAUUGUGAACAAUGACCUGACAGCUGCUGGUGUACUGGCAGGUGGAAGUGCCAGUGCCAGUGGCGUAAGCAUUAGUGGCAGCAGUUCUGAAGAAGCUGUCGUGCAAAUCAAACCUCAGAGAGUACAGAUGAAGCUGAGAGUCCAGGAAGCAUACAACAUGCAGGUCACUUUCAGACAAGCUAAGGAUUACCCUGUUGACCUUUACUAUCUCAUGGACUUGUCUAAGUCUAUGGAAGAUGACAAGGAGUCACUCUCCAAGCUGGGAAUCCAAUUAGCCGAUGAAAUGCAAAAGAUCACAAGGAAUUUCAAACUUGGCUUUGGUUCCUUUGUGGACAAGGUUGUAAUGCCUUAUGUCAGCACUGUACCUGAGAGACUCCUUCAUCCAUGCACCAACUGUACUGCUCCAUAUGGCUUCAGGAAUGCCCUCCCACUCACCACAAAUGCCACUGCUUUUGCUUAUGAAGUACAGGAAGCACCAGUGUCAGGUAACCUUGAUGCUCCAGAGGGUGGAUUUGAUGCCAUUAUGCAAGCUAUAGUUUGUCAGGACCAGAUUAAGUGGCGGUCAGAAGCCCGUCGCCUUUUGGUCUUCUCAACAGAUGCUGGUUUUCAUUAUGCAGGAGAUGGCAAGCUUGGUGGCAUUGUGAAACCCAAUGACGGAGACUGCCACCUCAAUAACAAGGGCGAGUACACUCACUCUACUCUUCAGGAUUAUCCUUCAGUCUCACAGAUUAAUCAAGUAGCCAAGCAACACAAGAUGAACUUAAUCUUUGCUGUGACACAAGAGCAGUCGUCUGUGUAUUCUCGUCUUUCCCAAAUGAUCGAAGGUUCUGGACAAGGAGAACUCACUGCUAAUUCCUCCAAUGUUGUUGAGCUGGUCAAGGCUGAAUAUAAUAAAAUCACAAGCAAAGUUGAGCUCAAAGACAAUGCCACCGCCCCAGUGAACAUUCGCUACUUCUCAAAGUGCAUGGGCGGCCCAGUCAAGGAGACCUCGGUGUGCCAGGGACUGAAAGUCGGCGACGAGGUGGAAUUUAGUAUCGAAGUUACCGUUGAGAAGUGCCCUGAGAAUCGUGAGGAUUGGAGGCAGCUUAUUGGCAUUUAUCCAGUCGGUUUGAGAGAGAACCUCACCAUCGAUCUUACAAUGCUCUGCGAUUGUCAGUGCGAACGCCCUGGUGACCCUGGCUAUAUAAUUGGAGCUGAGCAGUGCAACUUCCACGGCACAUACCAGUGUGGAGUUUGCAAGUGUGACGAUGGCUUCUUUGGGAGCAACUGUGAGUGUGGCUCAAACACCCCCUGGGCAACAGGGGACUAUGAUGACUCCAGCUGCCGAGAGAGCAACACAUCAGCCAUAUGCAGCGGCCGAGGCACCUGCACUUGUGGAGAGUGCAAGUGUAAUGAAAGAGAUCAUUCUGAAGAGACUGUAAGUGGAAAGUUCUGCGAAUGCACCAACUUCCUCUGUGAUCGUCACAAUGGACUUCUGUGUUCAGGACCUGAUCAUGGUGAAUGCAUCUGCAAUGAGUGCAAAUGCAAGCCAGGUUGGACUGGAGAGGCCUGUAAUUGUGAAGACAGUGAAGACAAUUGUGUAAACCCUGAUACUGGAGACAUUUGUUCAAACCAAGGAAAAUGUGAGUGUAACCAGUGCAAGUGUUACGAGACAGCUGAUGGCAGAUAUUCGGGCAAAUGGUGUGAGGACUGUCCGACAUGCAAGGGCAAAUGCAUUGCAUACAAGGCGUGUGUACAGUGCCAGGUGUUUGAGACUGGUGAAUUCAACAUCGAGGAGUGCAAAGCCAACUGUACUACUUUCAACUCCACACCUGUACCAGUAGCUGAAGUGGAAAACGAAGGAGAGCGUCUGUGCACCUUCUUUGACGAGAACGAUUGCCGCUUCACCUUUGUUUAUGGGUAUGACGAGUAUAAGGAACCUAUCGUACGAGUGCAGCAGACACUGGAAUGCCCACCAAAAUUAGACAUCCUUGGAAUUGUAUUGGGUGUCAUUGGAGCUAUUGUCGCUGUCGGAUUGGCGUUGCUAAUAAUGUGGAAGGUUCUGACAACCAUCCAUGACAGAAGGGAGUUCGCACGCUUCGAGAAGGAACGCAUGAUGGCCAAGUGGGAUACUGGCGAGAAUCCCAUCUACAAGCAGGCCACAUCAACGUUCAAGAACCCCAUGUAUGGUGGUGGCAAGUAAAAAGCCACUGAGCUUAUGAUCUCAUCGCUAGGUUUGAAUCUCUGCUGAGAAUUAGAGUAAUGAAGAUGGUUGGUAGUAGUCUUGUCAGCAAACUAUAUUGAACAAUCAAUAGCUCUUUUUUUUUAAGAUGUGUUCACAAUGCAUUUUAAUUUAGGUUCUCUUUGUAUCUAAUUCUUUUCAUAUACUUUAUUUUAUUUUAUUUUAUUUUAUUUUUUACUUUUGUUAUUGAUAUGAUGCUUGUAGUUAUAUGCUUCUUUGAGUAUGUAACUGUAACAGUAAUAGUAUUGGUAGAAUAGACUUGCUGGAUAAUCCAGUGUUAAUGUGCCAAUUUUUAGUGAAUGUUUCUUUCAAAAUAAUGUGUAUUAAAUGUGUAUAUAGUUCAUAGUUGGUGCUGUCACCUCUUAAUUCUUCUUAUAUAGUUUUGUCAUAUACUAAAUCCUUACAGGGUUAAGCCCAUUUAUUUUAAUGACUUUAAAACUUUUAUUAUAUGGAGUUCCACAUUUAUCAAGUUGGAACCUGUUGAAAGCUUUACUAAUCUGUUAAAUAUUUACCAAAAAAAAAAAGUAUCUUCAUACACCAAGUCAGAAAGUGUGCUCCAUUUUUAAAUGAUAAAUCUAAACCAUUGCUGUAUUUCCUUCCAUUGUAGUGCCUUUUGCAUUUAUCAUUAUCAGUCUUCACUUAAAAGUGCCUAACAAAACUUUUACUUUUUAUAGUUUAGUAAUUUAUUAGGAAACAUAUGUCGUAUAGGUUCAUAGAAAAUACAAUAUGAAUAUAUAUCCUUCUGCAAUGCUAAAACCAAAGUUUUAAGACAAUGUAAAAGUCUGGAGAUUAUGGCCACAUUGCAGGCAGCUACUUGGUAUUAAGUUUUAAAAUGUGCAAAUCACAAAUAAUUGUAAUAAUUGUUCAAAAUGAUCUUGUAGAAUAUAGGAGCAAAUAUUAAGGGUCUGUAUGGUAACACUGUACAAUUAUUUAAUAAAAUGAAAAAAAGUGUU
This is a messenger RNA of Penaeus chinensis, 3630 nucleotides long. RefSeq names its product integrin beta-PS-like (gene mys). Gene Ontology annotation, cellular component: integrin complex; focal adhesion; cell surface. Bases 200 to 2638 code for a protein of 812 amino acids. The record is from RefSeq and is a predicted model, not a curated record. Gene Ontology annotation, biological process: cell migration; integrin-mediated signaling pathway; cell adhesion mediated by integrin. The transcript is spliced from 17 exons. Lineage: Eukaryota; Metazoa; Arthropoda; Malacostraca; Decapoda; Penaeidae. Gene Ontology annotation, molecular function: integrin binding.